Odobenus rosmarus divergens (Pacific walrus) is the source of this 1686-nucleotide messenger RNA. It is a transcript of the gene PODXL, whose product is annotated as podocalyxin-like. Gene Ontology annotation, biological process: negative regulation of cell-cell adhesion; cell migration; regulation of microvillus assembly. Bases 1 to 1686 code for a protein of 561 amino acids. NCBI's taxonomy places the organism in Eukaryota, Metazoa, Chordata, Mammalia, Carnivora, Odobenidae. The record is from RefSeq and is a predicted model, not a curated record. The transcript has 8 exons. Gene Ontology annotation, cellular component: microvillus membrane; apical plasma membrane.
AUGUGGCAUUCUGUGUCAGUGAGCUCAGACGACAAGACCAGAAGUGACCCAGUCAUCACCACAAAACCUACAACCUCAAACGCGCCCAUCCCGGCGCCAGCAGCCGGUGAGGUGGGGGGGGCCGCAGACCAGGCUACAGCAAGUGCAGUUCCGACACAGACUGAGAAAAGGGUGACGGCAGUGGCCGCCGGCGGAAUACCCCCAACGGUGCCCGGCAGCUUGGGGCCCACGUUAGCCCCAGGCGGGCAAAGCGCAGCUGUCGCGCCCACGGAUGAAGAUGCGAAGGCCUCCAGCGAGCCCAGUGUAGCUAGUGAUGGCGCAAAGGAGCCUCAAGGUUUAAGCAAGACGACACUUGGCCCACCCGCUAAGUCCACGCAGCCUGAAACCGCGAAGAGCCAGACAGCUGGAGCCCAGGGUAGCCCGGGUGUUACCACCAGCUACAUGACCACUGAGGGCCAGAAGCAGGCGACCUCUCCGUCCCCAGAUCGGGUUAGCACCCUCAGCCCUGCUUCUGCUCUCCCCCUCGGCAGCGCCCCAACAGGCCCUCACAAACCAAGUGCAAACCCUGCUACUUCGAAGCCUCCAGGGAGCCCUCCCGAGGGACCAAGCAAAAUCCCUACAGUAGCUCCAAGUAGUUUAGGCACGAAGGCGGGUCCCAGCUCCAGGUUACACGGGACACCUACCACACCACCAUCACUGGUUACCUUAGAAGGAAAUCUGCAGAAAUCCAGCAUGAUGCCGGCUGUCACUGGGACCUCUUCUUCCGCCACUGGGACCUCUUCUCCCGCCCCUGGGACCUCUUCUCCCGCCACUGGGACCUCUUCUCCCGCCACUGGGACCUCUUCCUCUGCCACUGGGACUCCCUCUGUUCCUGGGACCUCUUCGUCGGAGGCUCCACAGCCUGCAGGCCCUUCAUCGGGACCUGUGGCCACAUCUCCUGUCGAGGGAUCCAGAAGCCCCAGCACUCAGUUGGCUUCGACUGCCCCCCGAGUCUCCAACAUCCCUCCUCCUUCCUCGGCUCAUGGGGAUGACAGGAUAAAGUGCGAAUCUCCCGAAAGGCUAACUGACAAGAUGCUCAUCCUGAACUUAACAAAAACCAGCCUCUGUGCGGGGAACAGCAGUUCGGAUGACAAACUGGUCACACUUCUGUGCCGAGCAGCAAAAGCCGCCUUCAACCCAGCUCAAGAUAAGUGCCAUAUACGGCUGGUACCUAUUCAAGACUCCCAGGCAGUGGCAGUCAAAGAAAUCGCUGUCCAGACAAAGCUCCUGCCCAGGGAUGCGUAUGAAUCGCUGAAAGACAAGUGGGACGAGCUGAAAGAGGUGGGAGUCAGUAACAUGAGGUUUGGGAACCAAGGGCCACCUGAAGAGACGGAGGACCGGUUCAGCAUGCCCCUCAUCAUCACCAUUGUGUGCAUGGCAUCCUUCCUGCUCCUCGUCGCGGCCCUAUACGGCUGUUGCCACCAGCGUCUCUCCCAGAGGAAGGACCAGCAACGGCUAACAGAGGAGCUGCAGACAGUGGAGAAUGGUUACCAUGACAAUCCCACACUGGAAGUGAUGGAGACCUCAUCAGAGAUGCAAGAGAAAAAGGUGGUCAACCUCAAUGGGGAGCUGGGGGACAGCUGGAUCGUCCCUCUGGACAACCUGGCCAAGGAUGACCUAGACGAGGAGGAAGACACGCACCUCUAA